AUGAUAUCCCUACAGUUCUGGGCUCUCGUGUUAGCCUUCUUCACAGAAUUCGUCUCAGCCGCUCCGGCUCUCGUUACUUUUCCAAAACGUUAUGUUUCCUUUGACGGUUUCAAGAAGAUCACCAACAAGGACUCCCUCGCCUGGUAUAGGCCUUAUUCUCCGGGUGUGGCGAAAGCCGUUGUAGACAAUCCACCCGACUACCAGUGCUUCCAUGGAGCCAAUUAUCCAUAUGUCACGGACUGGGCGUCGUUUAACACUCUCUGGGACAUCAACCUGCCAGCUCUCCGCUCACACAACUCGGCCGCCAACAACCGAAUCCUGCGCAAGAAGAUCCUCCAGAUUGCGGCCCAGACGAAAACCGAUGCGCGCAUCAUCCUCGCCAUAAUCGUGCAGGAGUCCAGCGGCGACCUCGGGGUGCGCUGCACGGGCGAGCAAAAGCGCAACUGCGGCAUCAUGCAGGCCAGCCCCGGGUCGGUCUCGUUCGACGCGGCGCACCCGUCGUCCAGCAUCGGCACCAUGAUCCGCAACGGCGUGCUCGGCACGCCCGGGGGCUGGCCCGACGGCGGGCCCGGCUUCGCGUGGCUGUUCAACGGCGCCGACGGCGAGGCGUGGGCGAACAUGGGGGCGCCGGGCGGGGGGCAGCCGUUCCGGGCGCUGCGCGCGUUCAACACGGGCAAGGUGGUGGAUGCGAGCGAUUACGAUGAGACGGGUGGGGUGGGGACGGUGAGUUAUGUGAACGAUGUGGCGAAUAGGUUGAUGGGAUGGGAUGGGAGGGGGAGGGGGUGUGGAUAUUGA
Messenger RNA from Diplodia corticola, 795 nucleotides. Its product is annotated as exo-beta-protein. Bases 1 to 795 code for a protein of 264 amino acids. The record is from RefSeq and is a predicted model, not a curated record. The transcript is spliced from 2 exons. Lineage: Eukaryota; Fungi; Ascomycota; Dothideomycetes; Botryosphaeriales; Botryosphaeriaceae.